AUGUGGCCGGAGAACUGUUUGAAAGCAAAAUGUGAUAAAGUAUAUUUGCAUAAAUGCCCCGAGGAUUCUCGAUUAGUCAUUCCAGCACCACCAGAAGGAGAAUGUUGCGCACCACCCGGCGAAUGUCAUUGUGAUGUGCAGAAGUGUUAUUCAUUGGUACCAUUAUGCGAGAAAGGUCUUGAAAGAGUACGAGUAAAAGAAGGUAGUAAUGAACCAGGCCACUGCUGUGAUAUCUUUGAAUGCAAACAGCCAGAAUUACGCUGCGAAAAUGUUCAUUGUGACCAUCAUCUUACAGACUUCGAAGAUAUGGAAUGUCCUGAAGACAGCGUACGAGCUGCAAGUUAUGUUCCCACGGGAGCGUGCUGUCCUAUAGAUUCUGGAUGUCGAUGUCGUGCUUCAAUUUGCAUGCCAGCAAGUUGUCCAGAAGGUCAGAAAGUGAAAAUUUUACAGAAAGGAGAUGGAACACCGGGGCGUUGUUGUGAUCGAUUCACCUGCGAACCAGGUGAUGAAUUGCGAAGUGUUGGUGGUAAACGAUGUCCGUAUAAUGGCGAGACUUAUGAUGAUGGCGAACAGUGGCACACAAAUAGCUGUGAAUUAUGCAAAUGUAAAGGUGGUAUCGCUUUGUGCAGCAGAAUGACGUGUCCUAAUCCUCCGUCACAUUGUACUUGGGUAGCUAUUCCGGAAAAUGAAUGUUGCCCAAUUUGUCUUGGCUGUCAAGCAGACGGUGAAAAGCAUAAACGAAACGAAACUUGGCAAAAAGAUGAUUGCACAAGUUGUUCAUGUGGUCCAGAUGGUGUCCAUUAUUGUCAAAGGCAUAUGUGUCAAGUAGAAUGUGAUAAUCCUAAGAAAAUUCCUGGUCAAUGCUGUCCUGUUUGCGAUGAGCCAAUAAUAAUUGUAAAUCCAGCAAUUUGUCCAUCGCUGGAACAUUGUCCAUUACGAUGUGAAAAUGGUUUGAUCAGAGAUUCACAAGGCUGCUUUCAAUGCAAAUGCGCACCUGUACAAAAAUUAGCAAGUACAAAUUGUCAAGAACUUAGCGAUGUUAAUUGUGAUAAAAUUUGUGCUCAUGGAUAUUUGCGAGACGACAAAAGUUGUGCUGUAUGUAAAUGUGCUAAAUGUCCUCCACUUCAUCAAUGCUACAAGCAUUGUUUGUAUGGAUUUGAAAAUAAUAACAAUGGUUGUCCAGUAUGCAAAUGUCGAGGUUACCUUUACCUUUUUAUAAAAUUCAGUAUAUUAAUUGAUAAGCUUAUUUUUCACUCUCCUCAAAAUAUACUGCAUAAUAUAUUUAUAAAUCACUCUUAA
Messenger RNA from Thelazia callipaeda (thelaziosis nematode), 1299 nucleotides. The record is from the annotation of a GenBank genome assembly. NCBI's taxonomy places the organism in Eukaryota, Metazoa, Nematoda, Chromadorea, Rhabditida, Thelaziidae.